AUGGAUGGGAGUGAGCAUGAGAGCAAUGAAAAUGGGCCAAUGGAGGAAGCUGAGCCACAAGAAGAGGAGGAUGAACUCCCCAUGUUCCAAGAGCACUACAAUGCUCUCCUCUCCAUGGAAUUUUUGGAAACCAAGUACCCUCAUGACAAAACCAUGAAGGCCCUUGGAAUCUUUAAUGAUGUGGAGUUGGUACUCAAGAACAUGCACUUGAGGAGGUUCUUUUCUCAUCGCAUGGAAUCAUACAAGGAGCUAACUUGUGAGUUCUUGGCUUCAUUGAGGUACCACUUGUAUGAUGAAGAGGAUAGAACCGAUUUGGAUCAAGGCUUGGGGUGGAUCACGUUUUUGGCACUUGGAGUCAAGAGAAUGGGAAUUCAAAGUGUUUGGGCUACAAUCGCUGAGGGAGAGUUCUGUUCUUCAAGAUCUAAGGCUGCUCAGAUAAGGAGACCUGUGCUGAGGUAUGUUCACAAGGCACUCGCCAACACCUUCUUUGCAAGGAAGGCAACCGGUACCAUAAAUGAGGGAGAGCUCAAGCUUCUUGAUAUGGGAAUCAAGCCCAUUAUCUCACACACAAGCGAUGGGAAGAGGAUCAAGGGAGACAGAUCAAACACUGGAAAUCUCAUGCCCUUUCUAGAUCACCUCCUCACCUACAAGACCACGGCCUAUAACACUCGAUAUCAACAAGGAAGAAAGCUAAGUGUUGGAGUUCACACACCCCACGGCUGGCCCUUCCAAAGCUCUUGCCCAACCCAAGCUCACCACAGUUGUAGAGGCACAACAUUGACUUCAGACCCCCACUUCACAUUAGUUGGGCAUGAAGAUGAUUUGCGAGAAGAGGAGCCUGAACUCGAUCGAGUUGAGGAUCGAGCUGAGGACCGAGCCCAAGUGGAUGAGGUGUUGGGUGAGCCUGAUUGCUACUACUUUGAGGAGUAUGAGGCUCCAAGGAUGAACCCCUCUGUUGUGGCUGCUCACAAGAGGAUUGGACUUCUCCAAAAGUUCAACAAGUGGCAAGGGAAGGCCCAGAGAAAAUGCAAAAGUCCAUGGAAAAUGGUGAGCAAGAUUAAGAGUUUGGAGAAGAAGGUCUGGUUCUUCAUCAAGAAGAAGAAGACACCCAUGGCUUCUACAUUCCCUAGGAGUCGAUCCCUCCUCACCACGCCAAGGAGACUCCCUGCCCAAGAACCUCACAGAGCCUCAUCAUUUGAACCAAGGGAAGAAGGAAGACAACACGCAGAGGAGGAGGAAGAGUUCCAAGCCCGACGCUCCAACUCGACCAGUGGACUCGAUCGAGUCCAAACAGAGGAAACUCAACUCGAUCGAGCUGAUGGUCGAGUUGACCUGGAGGAGCCAGUAUUCGAGAACCCUGGAUUUGAGUACGAUCCAGCACCUUACCAGGACUAUCCCCAGAGCAUGGAACCCAUACGGCCAGUUCGAGCGAGCCAAGCUCCACCAAGGCCAAGGGAGCCACACACACUUCAAGGAAGAAGAAGAAGAGAGAGCCGCAAGCUCGAUCGAGCUGCAUGGAUAUGGUCGAUGGAGUGCUCCUGA
Messenger RNA from Microthlaspi erraticum, 1542 nucleotides. The record is from the annotation of a GenBank genome assembly. NCBI's taxonomy places the organism in Eukaryota, Viridiplantae, Streptophyta, Magnoliopsida, Brassicales, Brassicaceae.